AUGAGUUCGUUCCUCAUGAAUCCGACCGCCGGUGGCUACCACCAGCAGCACCAACAGCCCAGUCACCACUUGACGGCAUCUCCCGUCGUGGUGGAUCCGAAAUUCCCCCCAACGGAGGAGUACAGCCAGAGCAACUACAUUUCCUCGACGAGCGACUUCUUCAGCAGCGGACACCACCUGACACACCCCCAGUCGCAUCAGCUGCAGUACGGAUACCACCAGCAUCAUCAUCAGGCUGCGUCGACCCCUUACGGUGCAGCAUCGGCGGUUCCGCUGAACGGCGGCUACGCGAGCUACGGCAGCUACUACAGCCCCCAUCCUCACCACCAGAUCCACCCGGUCCACCACCCCAGUCUCCAUCAUCAUCAUGCUGUGGGCGCACUGGCGAUGCCGCCGGAGGCCCAACAGCCCCCCCUGACCUGCCCCCCCUCGAUGCACAAUCAGCAGUCGCAGCAGCAGCCGCAGCAGCCACCGCCGACGACGGUCCUGGGAUCAACCGCGUUAUCCCCGAAUCUGUUAACUAGUCAUGUACCGCCACCCGACGCGCUCCAGCAUCCGGGGCAUCCUCCGCCACCGCAGCAGGGCCAGGGACAGUCGACGCCACAACUCGACAGCAAUGUCUGCAGUCCGACGGGGACGAACUCCUUGCACAGAGACAACUCACCCGAUCUCAAUCAAUCUAAUCAGCAUUCCGCGCACAUGCAGAACACGCAGUCAACGGGACCGCAUCAUGACGAUCCGUCCGACCAAGACGACAUGGACGAUGACGCCAUCGACGGCUCGCCCCAUAUGAUGGAUGACGAGGAGGAGGAGAACGAAAAUGGCGAACGCGUUGUUUAUCCGUGGAUGAAGAAGAAUCAUAUCGCCGGCGUCGCGAAUCCAUCCUACCAGCCUGGUGUAGAGUCCAAACGCCAGCGAACAGCGUACACAAGACAACAAAUACUCGAGCUUGAGAAGGAGUUUUAUACAAAUCGAUACUUAACAAGACGACGGCGAAUCGAGAUUGCCCACAUGCUGACCCUGUCGGAGCGUCAGAUCAAGAUUUGGUUUCAGAACAGACGGAUGAAAUGGAAGAAGGACAACAAGAUGCCAAACACAAAGAACGUCAGGCGGAAAAAUGCCAAUGGCCAGCCGCAGGCUAAGCCGAGCAAGGGAUCCAGUCGUACCAAGUCAGGUGGUGGUAACAAUAACAGCCAGAAGAAGAACAACAACAAUUCACCUUGUGAGUUUAAGCUGGAGAAUACGAGUCUCGAUGGUAGUCUAGAUAUGAGUGAUUUUCACGGUGUCAGUGCUGGCCUUCCGCAUCCUCAUGGCUCUCAUACGAAUUUCCAAGGCCAUCCGCAUUCAUUGACACACCUUCAGGCCCAGCUGAGUCAUCUGCAGGCUAAUGGAAUGAUGGACAGCACUGGUGGAUCAUUGGGGCACAUGAACUCGGGGAGCAUCAGCCCUCUGGCGCCCGCAACAAGUCCACCAGGAAUUUCAGCUGCUGUUCCAACGACUGUCAUCAAAUCGGACUAUGAUCUAACAGCACUGUAACGUCAGCAGACGUCGCCAUUGCCUGGAAAGCUCAGCGACCUGACCAAUUUCGUGGAUGUCAACGAUGUGGCACCGUCUUAUCAGUGGCUCUGAGACAGCUGUUAUCGGGACAAAUUUGAUCCAGUGAAUUUUAGAGUUAUUAGUGUACCAAUCAAUGCUCAUUUUGAAGAUUAGAAGAAUGUGUGGGGGCUAUUCUGAAAAUGUCGGAGUGGGUGAAUUUCUGUGGAAAUGCAUUUGCAAAAUGUGCCAUUCUGAGACAUUGACUAAUACUUGUAUUUGAAGCUGUGUCGAUUCUAGACGUGGCGAGGCCAGUUUCUGAUGAUAAUGCAACAGUACCCGUGUUUAGAGAUUCUGAAAAUUGUAGUUUCUAGGUUUUAAUUUUCAUGAAAUUGUACAUACGUACUCGGUUUAGGUGUAAAUAGGUAGAUGUAAAGGUAACAUGAGUGGCAUGUUCAUAUUUACGUUCAGGGGGGCUAGGGUACUACGUGUGAUUUAAAAUUUGAAAAAUUUGUUCGUCUCGGAAAUUCAAUCGUUGAUAGGACUUUGUGAAAGUUUAAGGAUAGAUGCGAGUAAGCGGCAAUAAAUUCCAUUCAGUCAUCUCCAUUUUCGUUCACAUUUUCGAGGAAAUAUAUUGAAUACUGACGAUUCACGUUUGAAAAAGUGAUCGCGCCAUCAAACAUGGAAUAAUCUCGAUAAUAAAUGACUACGAAAAAAUAUUGAAAAAUCUUCAGAAUUGACUUGUCACGUUUUAUCAUUUGAACGUUGAUUAAACUCAAAUGUAAAUAUCUACAAGCGAAAUCAGUUGUAAAUAUCACUGUUUCAAAUAGUCAUCUAUUUUUAUCAAAAAUAAAGGAACAUGAAUAACGACCAAUAGUGUAUCAACCGUAAAUGAAAAUAAACUUUGAUCGAGUAGAUGUCAAAUGAUCCCUAAAUGCACAUUCGCUGUGACGACAUACCAAAACAAUACCAUAGGUGUAAUACAAAUUAGCGUCUAAGCCGAAACAUUAUACAUAAUAGAGUAUAAACGUUGAAUUCCUGAUAAUGAUUCAGUAUAAUUAGCGUCGAUUAGUCGUAGCACGAGUCGCUGAUUCUAGAGGGGUUUCGUGGUCGUUAUGCGUGCGAAAAAUGAAUACUUUUACCUUAAUUCUGUAUAUAGAGAGUUGUAACAUAAGUAUAUAAUGAUGGUUUCAAGAGGACACGCGAUAGUGCUUAUGUUCAUAUGAAGAUAUUCAAAGUUUUAAAGAUUAAAGAACAGAAAUUGAGGAAAUACAAUCUUAAUGUGAAUAAAUAACUGAAUAAAUGUUUCGUAAAUUUAA
Messenger RNA from Diachasma alloeum, 2852 nucleotides. It is a transcript of the gene Dfd, whose product is annotated as homeobox protein Hox-A4. Gene Ontology annotation, molecular function: RNA polymerase II cis-regulatory region sequence-specific DNA binding; DNA-binding transcription factor activity, RNA polymerase II-specific. The transcript is spliced from 2 exons. Gene Ontology annotation, cellular component: nucleus. The record is from RefSeq and is a predicted model, not a curated record. Bases 1 to 1536 code for a protein of 511 amino acids. NCBI's taxonomy places the organism in Eukaryota, Metazoa, Arthropoda, Insecta, Hymenoptera, Braconidae. Gene Ontology annotation, biological process: regulation of transcription by RNA polymerase II; anterior/posterior pattern specification.